AUGUCUCUGGUUUCAAGAUUGAAGGAGAAAGAUCAAGUCAUCGACCUCGUUAGAUCUGAAGCGCGUAUCAACGCGCAGGCUCUGAAGAAGUUCGUGGAAGAGAAUCAGACACUGAGAGGUGAGUAUAAUGAUUUGGUGAAUCAGUGCAAAGAUUUGAGAAGAAAAUGCUUGAUUUAUCAUCUAGAUCUUGAAGCAUCGAUGCGUUCUAGGAACGAAGCAGAAGAAAGGGCAAGAGACGCAGAAUCUACGAUUCAAGAAUUAGAUCAAGAACUGAGACACGUGUCUAAUGUAAUUAACAAGCAGGAAUGUUUGGUUGAUUCGGUUUUGGCGACGAUCGUUAGUGGAGACGAGACUAAGUUUGGGCGUAUGCUCUUGGAGGAAAACAUUCAAGAUCAGUCAUGUCUACCUUUGUUGAGAAAAUGGAACCAGUUGAAACCAUCAAUGCAUAAGGCUAUAUCUUUGGUUUUCAUGUUGAUAAAUAUUGAAAAGGAAAAGGAGUGUCUCAUCGUGAAGCUGGAGAGAGCAGAGCAAGAACUGGAACUUGCGAGGGAGCAAAACAGAGAGGUACAUAAAGAGAGCCGCAACUUGUUAAGGCAAUAA
Messenger RNA from Eruca vesicaria subsp. sativa (arugula), 600 nucleotides. Lineage: Eukaryota; Viridiplantae; Streptophyta; Magnoliopsida; Brassicales; Brassicaceae. The record is from the annotation of a GenBank genome assembly.